CCUCGUAAUCGCUAUUCGUCGGGGGAAAGUGCAGCCAGCCGCCAUUUUGGUAAUGAUUGCUGCCAUCAACAAGGUGGAAAAUGGAUGACUUGAGAGGCGUUGAUGAUUAUGACAGAGAUGACGAAAAAGAUGGGUUGAACCUUGCAGGAUUUAUAUUUGGAAAUAUAGAUGAAAGAGGACAGCUGGAAGACAGUGAACUUCUUGAUGAUGAAUCAAAGAAGCAUUUAGGCCAAUUGGCAUCUCUUGGUGCUCUUGGACCACUCGUUGAAGACAUUGCCUCUGAAAACCAACAUGAAUAUGAACCAGAUGGCUCAAAUCAGGAGGGCUUUAUUAAAAGCGUUGAAACUGCAGUUGACUACAGCAACAUUGAUGAACUUGCUGAUGAGGAUGCUGACAAAUUUGUUCGUGCUGGCCUGCAGGCUGCAGAGAGAUUCAGGAAUGAUACAGAUGAAGAUGAUGAUUAUGACGAAGAGGAAGAAAAACCAAGGAAGCCAGUCAUUAAACAGUUUCCAAGAGUUCCGUUAUUUUCUGAGAGCCAAGCGGCUACUACACCUGAAAAUACGAUGGGAUUGCCAUCCAUAGUGCCAUCUGCCGAGACUGCCAAAUCCGAGGCGGAGCGCAAAGAAAGAGAGGCACUUGAAGAAAUGUUCUCACCUUCUUCGCCUCGUGACGAGCAGCUCCUUGGAAAGGCUCAGACCAGGCGCUCUUCAUCCGAUAUGAUGCAACCAGACUCUUCUCCUCGUGAUAUUCCUGGUCAUGCAGUGGGUGGUAAAAUCUCUGAUGACAAAGCUGUUUUUGAUGGCAUCAUAGAAAAGACUGAUCUUGCUACAGUUGUCGAAAUGUUUCCGGACUUCAGACCCGGAAAAGUUCUCCGGUUUUCCCGGUUAUUUGGCCCGACGAAAUACGUGUCCGCACAGUGGAAGGGUCUAAAGAAAAGGAGAAAGAAAAAGAGGAUUCAUAGUGUGGAUGGAGAUGGGAGACCUUCUGAAAGGGGCUUUAGGUGUAAAACGCCCCCAUCCCCCAAACCUGAAGAUUUUGAUGUUGAUGAUUCAGUCAGGUUCCUCGAAGACAUCCCUAUUGAGCUGUAUGCCCCAGCUCAUAUGAUUCAAAGUAUACAACACACAGAGGUCGAAAAAGAUAAUUCUGAGCAGACAGAAGCCAACUGUGAGUGGCGGUAUGGGCCAGCUUCGUACUGGUAUGAUCGAUAUGGCGUCUCAAAAGAUGGCUCAAACUUUGAUUAUGGUUUCAGGCUGCAAAAACUGGAGAGUGAAUCUGUGAGGGAAACCCCGUUAACAGCAACAACCGAUCUUGAGGAUGCUGUGAUGCCACCGGACGAAGCAUUCAACAUGAUAGUGCAGGCCCCUUGGGAGGAGGAUAUCGUUUGGUCCAGCGAUGACUACAAAGCAUCGAAGAAGUCUCUUAUUGCCCAGAGCAAGGCGGGCUGGGUUCCAUCUGGAAACAUUAGGACUCUACAAGGCUAUUUGGCUAACUCAUAUCGCAAAGCUGAUAAAAUUUCAACACAGGCUCUAGCAAGUGCUGCAGUGCUAAAGAACUUUUCGAGUGACGCUGAUAUUAUUGUCGGCAGACAACUGCCAUCGAAUCAGAUCUCAAAUUGGUUCAGUAUUUUCCCGGUUGAAAACAAAGAUUUGGUUUAUGGUAGAUGGGAAGAUAGAAUUAUUUGGGAUGAUCAGGCCAUGCCAAGAAUCCCUUCACCAACUUUGUUUCGCCUCGAUCCCAACGAUGAGAACCUCAUUUUGACAAUUCCUUCUGAGCCGUCUCCUGACAAUUCCAAUUCAGAAUUGGAAAACACACCAAAAAAGGAUGGCAAAAGCAAAUCAAAAUCAGGCAACAAACAUAAAUCGGACGAAGAUAAGCUUCAAACGAGCAAUGAACCUCCAAAGGAUAUGUUCAACCUCUCAAAUGAUGAAUAUUAUUUACCAAAGCAAGAUCAAGUGGAAAAUCCUUUGCAGAUUGACCUGAGCAGCCUCACUAUCCAGCAUUCUACACCUGCACUGGAGCUGCAAAGGCCUUUUUUCCCGACAUAUCUCUCCCCCGCUGAUUUAAGACACUUUCACAGACCACACUACCAGAAAAAGAGGACAGGGCCUCAUGAAAAGUCAGGAUUGCAGGGAGUCGGAAAUUUGUUGAGAAAUAUAAAGAAGAAAGCAAAGGAGCGAGAAAAAGAACGGCAAGCAUUUGGUGGCGGAGAGAUGUUUUUUAUGCGGACACCAGCUGACUUGACGGGCAUGGACGGCGACUUGAUUUUAGCUGAAUACUGCGAAGAAUGGCCGCCCUUACUGUCUCAAGUGGGAAUGAAUGCACGGCUGAGAAAUUAUUACCGCAGAAAGCAUGGCAAGGAUUCUGGGUCACCACAACUCGAAUUUGGUGAGACAGUUUAUGUUCAUGCAUCGCCUUUCCUUGGACAGCUGGCGCCUGGACAAAUGAUGCAGGCCAUUGAAAACAACAUGUACAGAGCUCCUGCCUACCUCCACAAAAUGAAGCCUACAGAUUUCCUCAUUAUUCGAUCAAAUGGAAACUUCUACAUUCGCUCUGUUCAGAUCAUAUUCACCGUUGGCCAAGAAUGUCCAAAAUAUGAAGUACCCGGCCCAAACUCCAAAAGGGCGAAUAACCACAUGAGAGACUUUCUCCAGAUAUUUAUUUACCGAUUAUUCUGGAGAAGUCCAGACAAUCCUCGCAGAAUCAAAAUGGAGGACAUAAGGAAGGCAUUUCCAAAACAUUCAGAAAGCAGCGUCAGAAAAAGAUUGAAACUUUGUGCUGAUUUUAGAAGGACAGGGGCGGAUUGUAACUGGUGGGUACUGAAGAAAGAUUUUCGCUUGCCGACUGAGGAAGAGAUGCGCGCUCUUGUCACACCAGAGCAAACCUGUGCUUAUCUCAGCAUGUUAGCUGCAGAGCAGAGACUCAAGGAUGCUGGCUAUGGAGAGAAGUCAUUUUUUGCUCCGGAUGAAGAGGAAAAUGAGCUUGAUGCGAGAAAAAUCGACGAUGAGGUACAAACAGCCCCAUGGAACACAACACGUGCAUUCAUCCAAGCCAUGAAAGGCAAGUGUUUGCUGCAAGUCAACGGUGUGGCUGAUCCGACUGGGUGCGGAGAGGGUUUUUCGUACAUCAGAGUCGCCAACAAACCACCAAGUAGUGCAGCCAAGGACGAGAAUAAAGAUGCAUCCCAGAAGCCUUUGAAGCAAAAACUAGUCACUGGAACAGACGCCGAUCUACGUCGCUUGAAUUUGAAGAAUGCAAGAAAUUUGCUGCGUGACUUUGGGGUCUCAGAGGAAGAGAUUAACUCUUUGUCAAGAUGGGAGGUUAUCAAUAAAGUGCGCACCAUGUCCACCGAGGCUGCUCGCGCUGGAGAAGAGGGUGGGAUGAGUAAAUUUGCACGCGGCUCGAGAUUCACCAUUGCAGAGCACCAAGAGAAAUAUAAAGAAGAAUGCCAAAGAAUAUUUGACUUGCAAAAUAGAGUUUUGAGUUCCGAUGCUAUUCUCUCAACUGACGAAGAAAGCAGUAGCGAAGAAACUAGUGACCUUGAUGAGCUGGGAAAGGAUUUGGAGAGCAUGUUAUCAAACAAGAAAAGCAAACACGAGCUGUCACAUGAAAACGAAGAGGCUGAGCGGAAGGAACUCCAGAAGAUGCUGAGCCAAGAUCGGCCUGACAAAGAGAAGUCGGCAGUUCAAAGAUCUUUAAGUGCUGCUUCCUCGUUAUCAAACAAAAGGCAACUGCCGGAAGACGACGAUGCAAAUUCAAUUCUGAGUCUUGACUCAGCCGUGCCUGGUCGCCGUUUGCUGAUUCAUCGAACUUUUAAUGAAGGCGGACAACAAUAUUCAAGAACUGAGGUUGUAAAGAAUCAGGCUGUGAUUGACUCUUAUCUUCGUAUCGUGACAAGAGACAAAAACUACAGACAAGUGUUUGCAAGUCAGGAUGAAAUCCAUAAGGAGAAUAUGAGGAGAGAGCGAAGAAGGAUUCAAGAGCAGCUGAGAAGAAUUAAAAGAAACGAAGAAAAAGAAAAAGUUAAAGAAUCAAAAAAAGUGUCAAAAGUUCAGUCGGAAAAGCCUUUAAAAAAUCUGAAAUGUGGAGCUUGUGGGGGAAUAGGACAUAUGAAGACAAACAAAAUGUGCCCAAAAUACCAAGAGGGGGUCACUGGUACUACCCCGGCAUCAAGAACAGAUGAUGAGGGGGUAAAUGAGGAGUUGUCCAACUUAGCAACAGAGGACUUGAUCAAAGUUGAAGGGACCAAAAUAACAGUGGGAAAAGCUCUGCUUGAAGCUGUCGAAGAUCUGAAACGAAAAGCAUUGACAGUGAAAAUUCCAAAAGACUCAGUUAAAAAGAAGCGAAGAUCCUCUUCGGCUGCUAUACAUCCUGACUAUCUUAUGCGCCAUCAUAUGAGCAAAAAUAGAAGAAGGACCAAUCCGUUGGUUGCCCUCAGUCUUAUCUUUGAAAGCAUCAUAUCGAAAAUAAAAGAAGUCCCAGAGAGCUGGCCGUUCCAUACGCCUGUGUCGACAAAAGCUGUUCCAGAUUAUUACCAGAUCGUAAAACGUGGAAUGGACCUCCAGACCUUACGAGAGGAGGUGAAGAAUGGAAGAUAUAACACCAAAGAAUCAUUCCUUGAACACGUGACACUCAUUUAUUCAAACUGCGUUUUAUACAAUGGUAUGAGUCACCAGCUUACCAAAGUGGCUGAAGAGAUGCUAACCACUGCAAACAAACUGCUCACAGAAAGAGACGAAGAAAUAACAGCGCUAGAGAAAGAAAUUAAUCCACUUCUUGAUGGAAAUGCACAGGUUGGAUUUUCUUGGAUUCUCGAGUCUAUUGUGCAACAAAUGAAGGCGAUCCCAGAGUCUUGGCCAUUUCAUAUACCAGUGUCUUCCAAGAUUGUCCAUGACUACUACGAAAUCGUCAAGCGACCAAUGGAUCUAGAAACACUCAAACAGAACUGCCAAGAGCAUCGUUACCAACACAAAGAAGCUUUUUUAGAAGACGUCAAACUGAUAUUCGCCAACAGUUUGUUGUAUAACGGACCUGACCACACUUUCACCCAAACUGCGCAGAAAAUGGUUGAAAGCUGCGAGAGACUCUUGGUUUUUCAUGCGGAUCAGAUUAGUCAGUUUGAGAUCGAUAUCGGUCUUGAGGCUGCCUCGAUGUCAGCUGGCGACAGUCGAGACUAUGGUGACGAUUCUGCAAUGGCAUUUGACAGCUCAGUUCAAAGUGUACCGUCGUUUAAGAAGAGAAAGUCGCUUAUGUUACAUGUUGGCUUCACAGACACCAAACAAGUGAUCAUUAAAGGAGAAGAAGAUGAUGAAGAUGUCGACAUUGAGGGAAUGGAAAGUUUUGGCUCAGUGCGUCAUUCCUACGAGUCUCGAAAUGAGGAGACAAUGAAAAAACUGUUGUUGGAAGAUUUGCAACACAGCGAAGGAAGUGAAGAUGAUGAAGACGAUGACGAGGAAUCAGAUUUCAUGUUUGAUGAUGGAGAUGAUGAAGAAGAUUUCGAGGAUGAUGACGCAGAUCUCAAUACCUCAACACAUGACAUUGAAGACGAGAACUCCAAAGUUGACGGCGAUGAUGACGAAGAUGAAUUUGCGUGAACAUUUUACUGUUGACUUUCCAUAAGAACAAUAACUGGUAUGCAUAAUGCAUCGUGGUACACAACUUAAAAUGCAUUUCAUGAAAAUUUGUGAAGUAACUGAACUUUGCGAGGAAACUUGACUAAAGAAUGUCGCUUGUUUUAUUGUACGUCAAAUGUAGUAUAUGUAGAAGUUGUAAACAUUUUAGAUCUGGGUGUAGACUGACUUUAAUAACUUAUAGAAAUUACUCCA
Messenger RNA from Rhopilema esculentum, 5822 nucleotides. RefSeq names its product transcription initiation factor TFIID subunit 1. The record is from RefSeq and is a predicted model, not a curated record. Lineage: Eukaryota; Metazoa; Cnidaria; Scyphozoa; Rhizostomeae; Rhizostomatidae. Gene Ontology annotation, biological process: RNA polymerase II preinitiation complex assembly; transcription by RNA polymerase II. Gene Ontology annotation, molecular function: histone acetyltransferase activity; RNA polymerase II general transcription initiation factor activity; TBP-class protein binding. Gene Ontology annotation, cellular component: transcription factor TFIID complex.